This is a messenger RNA of Cladophialophora immunda, 1319 nucleotides long. RefSeq lists its product as hypothetical. The transcript has 2 exons. The coding region runs from base 162 to 821 and encodes 219 amino acids. The record is from RefSeq and is a predicted model, not a curated record. Lineage: Eukaryota; Fungi; Ascomycota; Eurotiomycetes; Chaetothyriales; Herpotrichiellaceae.
CCCGCCUCGUGUUGUGGCAGUUUUGGCGCUAGUCUGUUGUCGGGUAAAUAGUCACUUUCUGUAAAUUCCAGCUGGAAGCCAUCCUUUUGUUCGAAAUCUACAAGCUGUUUGGCGGCCCUCUGAUUCUUACGGCGUCUGCUGCUGCUCAGUUCGAAUUCACCAUGGACCUUCUCGACGGGUAUCCGAAAUAUGCACAUCUGGUUAGCCACUAUCCGGGAAUGGCCAUGUAUCGUCGCUUUGCCCGUCUCAAUGCCCAAAACCUACUUUACAUGCAAAGCGAGCUUGCUCAUCUGGAGCUGGAGCUGGACACCAUCGCUAAAGAAGAUAGCGAGUCUGACGACGCAACACGUCAAUCAUUUCAAACAUACGCAUACAACAUGAGGCGUGCCCAGGGAGCCGAUGCGAAUCAAUGGAAGAAAGUGAUUGAGAUACGAAACUGUCUCCGAGAAUAUAAUGAGGCAUUACUUCAGAAUCUGGCCCUUCACUCGUUGCCAAAACCGCGGUCCCAUGAUAGAUCAAUCCUAAAAGACUGGCUCAAUCGCCCUGAAGGUGGAAAUCAAUUCUUUCGUGGCCUUGAAGAUGAAUUUUUGGACAGUUCGGAUCUCAUUGCUAUUUCUAAACAUCAAGCCACUGAUGAUCUUUUUACCCGAUGGGUGUCUCAGACCGUGGUACCAUUGGCUCACAAAUCUUUCUUGCAUAGAUAUAAGGUUAACCCAACCUUUUGGCCUUUGCAUUGUUCACAACAUAUUUUGAGACUGUUGCUAACCUUUCAUUGUGUUUUAGAAAUCGGUCUCGACCUACGAGAAAAGCGGACUGGCUGACUAUCCUGAUUCGAAAAUCACAUCCGCCGCUAAUGUCAUUAGUAUCGUGGUGUCCUCCCUUCUACCGAGUGCUUCAAUAUUUGGGCUGUAUUUUAUUCACAAUCUUCUAGCGCGCCUGGUUGUCAUUAUGGUUUUCUCAAUAAUGUUUUCGGUUUGUCUGGCUAUUUUUACUAAUGCAAAGCGAAUUGAGAUUUUUGCUGCAACUAUAGCAUUUGGCAGUGUGCAGGUUGUAUUCGUUGGAGGCACAAGCUGAGGAGGGAGACUGAGAACCUAAGUCGGGUGGACGUCGUAGUCCUCGGUGAUAGCAAUGCUCCAGUUCGCCAUACCCGUAGCACCUUUUUCAGCUUGUUGGGACGUCGAGAUAAGUCCAGGCCUCGGCACACCGAUGACGUCCUUCAUCGGCGCCUGGUCUGCGCCUACGACCACGCCUGGCCCAUAUGUACGAGUGUUUGAGCGGGUCUGGCGGCUGUUUCCGAGUACACCCUGACAAUGCUUGGC